Molecule: messenger RNA, 1869 nt
Organism: Phalaenopsis equestris
Lineage: Eukaryota; Viridiplantae; Streptophyta; Magnoliopsida; Asparagales; Orchidaceae
Product: protein NRT1/ PTR FAMILY 5.7-like
Exons: 4
Coding region: 54-1640 (528 amino acids)
Biological process (GO): oligopeptide transport; transmembrane transport
Cellular component (GO): membrane
Molecular function (GO): transmembrane transporter activity
Source: RefSeq, a predicted model, not a curated record
GACUCCUUUUUUUUUUCUCUUUUGUUCCUCCACUCUGCACUGCUCUGCACUAAAUGGAGAAGGGAAGAGGCGAUGAGGACCAAUGGGUCCACGAUUCUUCCAUCGAUUAUAAGGGGAGAACUCCUAUUAGAUCCUCUACUGGUGUAUGGAAGGCUUCUCUUUUCAUAAUAGCGAUUGAGUUCAGUGAGAGGCUUAGCUACUUCGGAUUGUCGGUCAACUUGAUAAUAUACUUAACCAAGUUCUUGCGCUAUGAGGUGAAGGAUGCGGCUAAGAGCGCGAACUGCUGGCUGGGGGUUACGACGCUUCUGGCUCCCGUAGGAGGAUUUGUAGCGGAUGCCUAUCUCGGUCGCUUCGCCACUGUUCUCUUUUCAUCUCUCGUCUAUGUUCUGGGUCUCUCGCUCCUAACCAUGUCCCAACUCGUCCCAGGCCUAAAGCCCAACACCUCCCUGAAACUACACACUACGAUCUUCUUCACUGCCAUGUACUUAAUCUCCAUCGGCACCGGCGGCCACAAACCAAGCCUGGAGAGCUUCGGUGCCGACCAAUUUGACGACGACCAUCCCACCGAACGCCGCUUAAAACUUUCAUUUUUCAACUGGUGGAACCUCGGCCUUUGUUCCGGCCUACUCCUCGGCGUCACCGUAAUUGUCUACCUCGAAGACACGCUCGGAUACGGCCUCGCUACCAUCAUCCUCACCUUUAUCAUGCUGCUCAACCUCCUCAUCUUCCUUCUUGGCCGUCCCUUCUAUCGUUUCCGAAUCCCCCAAGGCAGCCCCCUCACUCCCCUGUUUCAUACCUUCGCCGCCGCCGUCGCCAACAGACACCUUUCUCUUCCCUCCACCGCCGACCAACUCUACGAGAUUCAAAAUUCCAACAGGUUCCUCCGCCACACCGACAAGUUUCGUUUUUUAGACAAAGCUGCCAUUUUUGAGAAGAAUCAACAAAGCAAAAGGGGCAGCCCAGCGACCCGAAGCCCCCCCCCCGUUUUUGAACUCCCCCCCGCCUCUGUAUACGCCCUCGGCGCAGUUGCAAUGAUCAUUUCAGUUGCUUUCUACGAGAAGCUGCUCGUCCCAUUCCUGAAAAGAGCCACCGGUAACGAACGGGGUAUUAGCCUUUUGAAGCGGAUCGGGACAGGGAUGGCGUUCUCGAUCGUGGGAAUGGUGACGGCGGCCAUAGUAGAGAGGAAGCGAUUGCGGGUGGCGGAAGCAGAGCAAGCUAUGACCUUGUCAAUGAGCGUCUUCUGGCUAGUGCCGCAGUUCAUGGUAUUAGGAUUGGGUGAUGGGUUCACCAUUGUUGGGCUUCAGGAAUAUUUCUACGAUCAAAUGCCGGAUAGUAUGAAGAGUAUUGGGAUUGCGCUUUAUCUUAGUGUGAUUGGGGCUGGGAGCUUUUUGAGUAGUUUUGUAAUAACUUUGGUUGAUCAUGUGACGGGGAAGACGGGGAAGGGCAGUUGGUUUGCCAAGGAGUUGAACGAUAGUAGGUUGGAUUUAUUCUACUGGUUGCUGGCUGCGAUUAAUGGGGUCAACUUGGGUGUGUAUCUGUUUGUGGCGAGAAGAUAUUCAUAUAAGAGUGUGCAGAGGAGGGUCGGGGUGCCUGCUGGUUCAGUGGAAAUAGAUUGCGGAGGAGCAAUGGAGGAGCCUUGAUUCUUCCAUUAAUGUUCCAUAUCUAUAUAUAUAUAUAUAUAUAUGAAUAAUUAUAUCGGAUGAAUUUAAGGAUUGGGGGACCAGAGGGCGGUGGAAAGGAAGUGUUUUCAUUAGUGAAUUUAUAUAUAUUAUUGGUCUAAGGUAUGAACUAAAUCUUAGUAUUUUUUUAUGAAAGCCUGUAUGAUGUAAGAUGUCAAUCAUAAUGCAUUUUUUGUCAAAGGCUAAUUGA